GCUCGGCGCUCCUGGGCCGCGGUGCACGAGGUGCGCAGGCUGUUGGGCAACAUGGCGGACUUAGAAGUGUGUGCCGUGCCCAAGAAGCACAAGAAGAAAAAAGAGCGCCAGUCCUUGCCCGAGGGCGAAAUCGCUGAAAUACAGCUUGCUGAAGACUUUUUUAUCAGACCCGAAUCCAAAGUGGCUCAGUUGGACACAUCUCACUGGCCUCUGUUGCUAAAGAACUUUGAUAGGCUGAAUAUAAGGACAGCGCACUAUACUCCUCUUCCUUGUGGUUCAAAUCCUCUAAAAAGGGAGAUUGGGGACUACGUUAGAACAGGUUUCAUUAAUCUCGAUAAGCCCUCCAACCCCUCUUCCCAUGAGGUGGUAGCCUGGAUUCGACGGAUACUUCGGGUAGAGAAGACGGGGCACAGCGGUACUCUGGACCCCAAGGUGACUGGUUGUUUGAUCGUCUGCAUAGAGCGAGCCACCCGUUUAGUGAAGUCACAGCAGAGUGCAGGCAAAGAGUAUGUGGGGAUUGUCCGGCUGCACAAUGCUAUUGAAGGGGGGAGCCAGCUUUCUAGGGCUCUGGAAACUCUGACGGGUGCCUUAUUCCAGCGCCCCCCACUGAUAGCUGCAGUCAAGAGGCAGCUCCGGGUACGCACCAUCUAUGAGAGCAAGAUGAUCGAGUACGACCCUGAGAGGAGACUAGGGAUCUUUUGGGUGAGCUGUGAGGCCGGCACCUACAUUCGCACACUGUGUGUUCACCUGGGAUUAUUGCUGGGCGUUGGUGGUCAAAUGCAGGAACUCAGGAGGGUCCGCUCUGGAGUCAUGAGUGAAAAGGACCACAUGGUGACGAUGCAUGAUGUGCUGGACGCACAGUGGCAGUAUGACAACCACAAGGACGAGAGCUACCUGCGGCGAGUCAUUUUCCCCUUGGAGAAGCUGCUGGCAUCUCACAAGCGGCUGGUCAUGAAGGACAGCGCGGUCAACGCCAUCUGCUAUGGGGCGAAGAUCAUGCUGCCGGGUGUGCUCCGCUACGAGGAUGGCAUCGAGGUGAACCAGGAGAUCGUGGUCAUCACCACCAAGGGAGAGGCCAUCUGCAUUGCCAUCGCACUCAUGACCACGGCGGUGAUAUCUACCUGUGACCAUGGCAUCGUGGCCAAGAUCAAGCGAGUGAUCAUGGAGAGAGAUACAUACCCUCGAAAGUGGGGCUUAGGGCCAAAGGCGAGCCAGAAGAAGCUCCUGGUAAAGAAGGGACUCUUGGACAAGCACGGCAAGCCCACUGAGAGCACUCCUUCAUCAUGGACCCAGGGCUACACGGAUUACAGCCACUCUGUGCAGAGCAAGGAAGCGUCUGGAGUGGUGGCCACUACCUCAGUGAUUGCUGACGAAGGAAAGACCCAGAAGCGAAAGCGUGAGAGUGAGAGUGAUGGAUCCCCAGUGUCUCCCCAGACGGCUAAGAAAGAAAAGAAGAAGAAGGCCAAGAAGGCCAAGGAAGCUGUGGAGACUGUGGACCAACCAGGAGACGGGGUAUGUAGAGCAGUACCCGUAGGGCUCCUGGGGCCUGGCCGGCAAGACAGUAAUGGGGUGAAGAAGAAGAAGAAGAAAAAGAAAAGCAAAGAAGUGGUUUCCGAGUAGCGAGGCCAGCCCGGGUCAGAGCGCUGGGCCUCGGAUGCCGGGAGAAGAGACGACAGCCUUACUGAGAACAGUUCCUUUGGCAGUUUGGGGGAAAGUGUGAUGGCUCUGAGCACUGCGCUGCUGCCUAUCUGGUCUGCCAUGGCCAGCCCACCCUGUUCUGGUGGGGAGGCACCCUGUGCACACACAUACCCCUCCCCAGUUUUGAUUGAAAGUUUGUAAAAAUGAGAGGGCCAGUGAGAUGG
This is a messenger RNA of Suncus etruscus (white-toothed pygmy shrew), 1862 nucleotides long. RefSeq names its product dyskerin pseudouridine synthase 1 (gene DKC1). Gene Ontology annotation, molecular function: RNA binding; pseudouridine synthase activity. Gene Ontology annotation, cellular component: box H/ACA snoRNP complex. The record is from RefSeq and is a predicted model, not a curated record. Bases 52 to 1620 code for a protein of 522 amino acids. The transcript has 15 exons. NCBI's taxonomy places the organism in Eukaryota, Metazoa, Chordata, Mammalia, Eulipotyphla, Soricidae. Gene Ontology annotation, biological process: snRNA pseudouridine synthesis; mRNA pseudouridine synthesis; box H/ACA sno(s)RNA 3'-end processing.